GAGAACGAAAGGCUUGUCAUCUGGCGGUCCUUGAAGAACGUGGAGAAAAGCAGAAACCCAGAAAACCUCUCCGAAUUUCUUUCUUCUAACGCGGCUGCCGGAGAAGAUGGCUAUGGCUGCUAUUUUGUUGCUCAUCUUAGCGUUGUUUUCAAAUUCAAAAGCUGAUCAAGAUUUCGAUGUGCGUCAACACCUAUCUACUGUAACAAGAUAUAGUGCAGUGAAAGAUAUUGUCGACGAUUCCUUUCUACCUUCUGAUAUUCCUGAUGGAUGUACUCCUAUCCACUUGAAUCUCGUGGCAAGACAUGGAACUCGUACUCCUACUAAGAAGCGGAUGAGAGAGUUGGAAAAGUUGGCUGCUCAUGUACAAGAACUUCUAAAAGACGCCAAAGAAAAGAAUUUGUCCCUGCAGAAAGUUCCUGCCUGGUUGCAGAAAUGGGAAUCUCCUUGGAAAGGAAAAUUGACGGGUGGAGAAUUGGAUAUCAAAGGAGAAGAGGAAAUGUAUCAGCUUGGAAUCAGGGUUAGGGAAAGAUUUCCUGAUAUAUUUAAUGAGGAAUACCACCCCGAUGUGUAUCCCAUAAAGACUACACAGGUUCCUCGGGCUUCUGCUAGUGCUGUUGCUUUUGGCAUGGGGCUAUUUAGUGGCAAAGGAAGUCUAGGACCAGGGCGUCAUCGAGCUUUUGCUGUUACAAGUGAAAGUCGUGCAAGUGAUUUAGUUCUGAGGUUUUUUGAUUGUUGUCAAACCUACAAGGACUUUAGGAAAAACCAUGGGCCUGCUGUUGACAACCUGAAAGAACCAAUCCUCACCGAAAUUACCUCUGCAUUAGCAAGACGAUAUGAGUUCAAUUUCACAAGACAGGAUAUAUCUUCUCUCUGGUUUCUGUGUAAACAGGAAACAUCCUUGUUGGAUAUAACCGAUCAAGCUUGCAGUCUUUUCAGUCCCACUGAGGUUGCUUUGCUGGAGUGGACGGAUGAUUUGGAGGUGUUUAUAUUGAAGGGCUACGGUAAAUCCUUAAAUUAUCGAAUGGGAGUGCCUUUACUUAAAGAUGUUGUUCAAUCCAUGGAGGAAGCUAUCAAGGCUAAAGAAGAUAACCAAGCUCCUGGCAGUUACGAGAAGGCAAGACUGCGGUUUGCACAUGCAGAAACUGUGGUUCCUUUUUCAUGCUUGCUUGGGCUUUUCCUUGAAGGAUCUGAUUUCCAACGAAUACAAAAGGAGGAGCCUUUGGGUCUCCCUCCAAAGCCUCCCCAGAAUAGAAAUUGGAGAGGCAGCACCGUGGCGCCUUUUGCUGGGAAUAAUAUGCUGGUUUUAUACAGUUGUCCUGCUAAUUCUUCAAGCAAAUACUUUGUGCAAGUCCUACACAAUGAGCAUCCCACCCGAAUGCCAGGUUGUGGUGGUACUGAUUUCUGUCCAUUUGAAGUUUUCGAGGAGAGAAUUGUACGGCCUCAUUUAAAGCAUGAUUACAAUACCCUUUGCAAUGUGAAUCUUGAUCAGCCUAAGCAGAAGCCUGAAACCAGUAAGUUAUUGCAACUGUUUCGUUGGUUCUUUGGGUUGGGGAACGAUGAUAUUCCGUCCCACAGAGUUGAAUUGUAGUUUGCUUCUCAAGAUACGAAUAAGAAGGUAUAAAUUCUUACUCAUUUUCCUUGUUGCCACUCCUUUCUUGGUGUGAUUUUCAGCCACGGGCACCACUACAUUCUAGCAGAGUUUCAUUCUGGAUUGACUCCAAUGCUAACACAAAACAAAAUUUUUCUACAACAAGAAUUCUUGGUACGAUAGGUUUUUCUGAUUGAAGGGUUCAUGUCGGAGUCAGAUUCUCAACAUUAUAGUAUCGAUUCUUUUUCUUCUUCGUUUUACUAUUUUUUUGGAAAAAACAAAUAGUAGAGACUAGCAUAUGGGAAUCUACUGUUUGCAACAAAGGAAACUACAUCAAACAGGCUGAUCAAACUGUUAAAAUAAUGGAAAUUACAUAGCUAUGUAGCAUGUUGCUAAUGAAGUGUAUUAUAUAUAUUUCAUGCGUAUUUGAUAGUUAUAUGAGAGAUUAUCCGAGCGUAAACUUGUGAUACAUUUGUCAAUAGAUAUCUAUAUCAUGUAAACAUUUUGCAGUCAA
Molecule: messenger RNA, 2102 nt
Organism: Theobroma cacao (cacao)
Lineage: Eukaryota; Viridiplantae; Streptophyta; Magnoliopsida; Malvales; Malvaceae
Product: histidine acid phosphatase family protein
Molecular function (GO): acid phosphatase activity; inositol phosphate phosphatase activity
Source: RefSeq, a predicted model, not a curated record